GCCAAUCGAGGGCUACCCCCAACACCAUGCGCACUACAAUCAACUCCGAGCAGAGGAGUGGAUGUAACCGGGCGUCAUAACGUGUGUAGGCUCUUGGAAAACCAUGUCUGUAGGAAAUGAUUUUACAGAUAACAGAAAUGACAGAAAAGGGGUAUUUUAGAAUGGAUAGUGCGAUGCAUUUUCUCUGUCGUGAUUUUGCACCCUUGGCGUUUCAUGACAACACCCCAUGAUGAAGUUCGGAAAGAACAUCUGUAUUCUCAACGUCGGGGGCACCAAGUAUGCAUUUACAAGGGAAAUCAUAAAGGAUUUCCCUCUCCGACGGGUAAGUAGACUGCACAAUUGCGCAUCCGAAAAAGAGGUUUUGGAGGUGUGUGAUGAUUAUGACCACGAGCGGAAUGAGUUCUUCUUCGAUAGACAUUCAGAGGCUUUCGUCUUCAUCAUGCUGUACGUGCGUUCGGGGAGGCUGAGAUUUGCCCCGAAAAUGUGCGAACUCUCUUUCUACAACGAGAUGAUCUACUGGGGUCUGGAGAGUACACAUCUGGAGUUUUGUUGCCAGAGGCGACUCGACGACAGGAUGUCCGAUACACACACUUACUUUUUCGAGGAGGACGUAAAGGCAGACGAAGAGUCUGGAGACCAGUGCAUGACCGUCACGGGCCCUACCGUCAACAGUGAAUGGAACAUCAGAUGGAUUGCAAAACUUCGAAGGAUUUUUGAAGAACCGACGUCGUCGAUCGCUGGUCAAAUUUUGGCUGCUCUGUCCGUUAUUUUCGUGAUCUUAUCCAUGGUCAUUCUUUGUGCAAGUACUCUGCCAGAUUGGGAAACAGCCAAAAAUAGAAACACAGAGGAACACAGGACCAUCGAGGCCGUGUGCAUUGGCUGGUUCACCGCUGAGUGUGGCAUGCGUUUCCUGCUCUCCCGCAACAAGUAUGACUUCGUCCGUCAGCCGCUGAACCUCUUGGACAUUCUGGCCAUCAGCCCGUACUACAUCCUGCUGGUCACCACGGCGCUGCUGGGCGAGAGCCUGGAGAUCCAGCGCGCCGGCACCAUGCUGUGCAUGCUGCGCAUGACGCGCGUCUUCUGGCUGGUCAAGUUGGCGCGCCACUUCCACGGCCUGCAGACGCUGGGCCUGACGCUGCGCCGCUGCCGGAGUGAGCUGGUCAUGCUGCUGGUCUUCAUGUGCGUGGCCAUGGCCAUCUUCAGCGCUCUGGCCCAGCUGCUGGAGCACGGCCUGGACCUGGAGCCCAGGAACCACGACUACGACAGCAUCCCCGCCGCCAGCUGGUGGGUGAUCAUCUCCAUGACGACGGUGGGCUACGGGGACAUGUACCCCAUCACGGUGCCGGGGCGCAUGCUGGGCGGCGUGUGCGUGGUGUGCGGCAUCGUGCUGCUGUCGCUGCCCAUCAGCUUUAUCUACCACAGCUUCCUGCAGUGCUACCACCAGCAGCGCUUCCGCUCUUCUCGACCCUCAAAGAGCCUCUCGGCCGAGGUCCUCAACUGACCUGCGGUCAGUCUGGUGGCCUCCCGUUGGUCUUCAUCUGUCACACAUGCUGACCCUCUGUUAGCCUUACACAGUCUAGUAGAACCUUUUUAAAAAGUUCUUCUUCAUUUUCAACAUUGUGUCUUCACCAUUUAUAAUGUUCAAAGCUACUGUUGGGGCCUCCACAUAUCAUUGGUACCCCUGAUAAAGAUGAGUACAAAAAAAGAGGUAUAAAAAUGUCCUGUUGGCAUUUUACCCUAGUUUCAUAAUAACAUAUAAAAAUGCAAUAGUAAUUUUUUCUCUUUAUGAGGAUUUUUUUCCCAGAGUAUGUUUGCUUCCCUUCAAGGUUGGAUUUUUCAUCAUUAUGUUCAUUGUUAAACUAAGAUGAAACGCCAGCACCAAUGUUUUUGUAAUAUUGAUUUUUACUCAUCUUUACCUGGGGUCCCAAUGGGCUGUUCUAAUUAUAGGAAGCUGUAGUUUAUUACAAAAUUAUUAAUCUAAAUGUACUAUCAGACAUUAGUGACACACAAGUGAAUUGUUUUCUUUGCAGAUAUAAUACAAAGAGAGAUUUCCUUUUGGACUUCCUACUUGUUUGAUUGUAUUGUUUUUACAAGGAACCGAGAGAUCAAACAAGCACGUCUCUGGUUCAGCUGAACUUGGAGGGCAUAUCACAGUGCCUGCUGCAGAUGGCCAGGUUGUCCUUGUAGAACUGUGCUAAGCCGCUUGGCUUAAGUCAGCCCACAAGAGCCAUGUGCCCCCUCCAUGUUCCCUAGUCCGGUUCCCAUGGUGAGGCCUCUCCAUCUUGGUAGAUCAGUACCUUAGAGCAGUCUUAGAGCAGUCUGGCACAGUAUGGGUUCCCAUGGUGAGGCCUCUCCAUCUUGGUAGAUCAGUACCUUAGAGCAGUCUGGCACAGUGUGGGUUCCCAUGGUGAGGCCUCUCCAUCUUGGUAGAUCAGUACCUUAGAGCAGUCUGGCACAGUGUGGGUUCCCAUGGUGAGGCCUCUCCAUCUUGGUAGAUCAGUACCUUAGAGCAGUCUGGCACAGUGUGGGUUCCCAUGGUGAGGCCUCUCCAUCUUGGUAGAUCAGUACCUUAGAGCAGUCUGGCACAGUGUGGGUUCCCAUGGUGAGGGAGGGAGAGCGCAGAGAGUGAGGGAGGUCUGGCAGAAAGUCUCCUACAUCUCGCCACGUUCCCUUGACGACAGUCAUCACUACUGGGUAGGAAGAAGUGGGCAGUAAGCUUCACAUGGCGGAGUUUUGUCCUUUUUCUUGGGCAAAGGUCAUGGUCUACAGAAAUAUGGGCAACUGGCAGUUGGUAUUUUGGGAAACAGGAAAUGACAGGAAAAAAUGGUCUUUGUCAAUGUUUUAUGCAUCAUGUUUGCCCCUCGUAGCAUAUUUCGUGCUAUGAGUCAAUGCUUUACAUUAAUAAUGGACUCUUUCUAGCAUUUGGUACUACACAUGAAGAAAAUAAACAUAGUGCACAAAUGGAAUGUUAUCCAAUGCCAGCGUAAUGUCUUGAAUGGUGUGAAUCGCUUUGAUUUACACUUCACCCACACACUGGUGGGAGCACCACCACUCCACCACAAUCCCCUCACACUACACGCUUAACUCCACAGUGAGACAUUUCAGUGUGAUUUUGGCUGGAGGGACGUACGUGUUUUUAAUCUUGUGUCUGUCCUAAGCUAUGGAACUAUCAUUUUUGCAAGGGAAUUUCCUUCAUUAAAAUAUAAAAUGAUGCACAGAAGGAAGAAAGUACAAUGCAUUAGUAUUAUGGCUGGUGGCUAGCUGUUUUUUUUUAUAUUGUUUCCACAUUAAUGCUUUGUAGCUUGUAAGGCUGUAUACUGUACAUGUGUGUUAACAAUGCAUAAAAUGUUGUUAGUUAUAUGUGACAACAUGUGUACAAAUCCAGAGAAUAUUUAAAUGUCUCACUGCAUCAAAUGUAUCA
Molecule: messenger RNA, 3421 nt
Organism: Alosa alosa (allis shad)
Lineage: Eukaryota; Metazoa; Chordata; Actinopteri; Clupeiformes; Clupeidae
Product: potassium voltage-gated channel subfamily G member 3-like
Exons: 2
Coding region: 227-1501 (424 amino acids)
Biological process (GO): protein homooligomerization; potassium ion transmembrane transport
Cellular component (GO): voltage-gated potassium channel complex; membrane
Molecular function (GO): delayed rectifier potassium channel activity; protein binding
Source: RefSeq, a predicted model, not a curated record